CAUCCGUGCGGCCUUUCCCAUCUUGCCGCCAUUUCUCGAGCAUAUAUCAGCCUCAUGUAAGACUACACAUGUAUGGAGCUAAUCCGGUCCAAAGCUUGGCCUUCAACAACAUGCUAGAAUGGUGGGAGUCGCUGGAAAAAGCAAGGCUUGCCACGACUGUAAGAGGAGACGUGUGAAAUGCGAUUUUGAGCGUCCAGCAUGCCGACGAUGCGCCAAAGCAGGCAUUGAGUGCUCUGGCUAUGCGCAGGAAGUGGUCUUCGUGAACAGGAGUAUCGAUAAUCCUACCGUAUCAGCGCCCUCUGUGUUAGCUAGGUCCAAGAUCCAAUCUAUUCAAGAAGAGCUUGAUGAGCUGGUGAGCCUAUCACAAACACCAGAGUCGUCGGUCCGCUUCAGAGCAGGUGUUUUCAAACUCUUGCAGAAAUUGUACCUCCCACAGCCCGAAGUCGAAAGCGAUACCUCCGACCAUUGCGCCCCAUUCACUUGGUUCAGAGCUGUGUGCGAGCUCGAGAAGCCCUGCUUGACACUCAAUCACGCACUCGUCUCUUUCUGUACGGUCCAAGUACUUGUCACGAAUACUGGCAAUGUGACACGUGAGCAAGCUUGGGAAAGAUAUCACGAAACUCUGGGAUAUCUGUCGGCCGCGCUGAACGAUAACGAUCCGAGUCGCUACGUCCAUAUUCUCGCGUCUAUUCUAGUUCUCUCGACCAAUGAGCUAUUCCUAUGUCCCACAGAUGAUGGAAUGCGAGUCCAUGUACAGGGAAUCGCAGAUCUCCUCCGUCUGAGGAAGGGCUGUUCGCAUGUAUCUCCUGAGAUAAGGGCUCGAUUGUUCUCUAGGCUCCGCAUUAUUAGUGUCCUCCAACAACUCACCUGCCACCAACCUGGCCCAGUCAGUCCGUCCCGCUGGGCGUCGCUCAUGGCCGGCGACACCGCCCUCGAUCCCCUGGACACUCUCUUCGACAUCGCCUCCCGCCUCCCACGCACUCUUGCAUCGGCCUCUCACCUAUUCUCUCAAUCCAAACCCCUUGUCCCAAGCCAGCCCCCCAAAGAAGACAUCUUCGCCGUAACAACAUCCCUCUGGAGCACCCUCCGCGAUAUCUACACCUGGCAGGACACAAUCCGCAGCUCCUCCCCCACCCCACCAUACACCGCCGUACCCUCGCGCCUCACAAAUCCAUCCGAUACAAGACAUGGCACCCCGCUCUUCCCGUUCGCGCUCGAGUUCCGCUCCAUACAGAUCGCGACAUUACACGUAUGCUCAUGGGGCUUCCAGCUGCAUACCCUCCUGAUCAUCUCUCGGCUUUCAAGCUCGUUUCACUCUUCUGUUCCUCCUGCUGGACCGUCAGGAUCAACGGAUCCGCUCUCGUCUCCGUUUUUGCCCUUGCACAGCGUAUGCGACGAAGCGGAUAAACUUGCGCGUCUUUUGUGCCAAUCGAUCGAGUACUGCCACAGAGUCGAGAUGGGGACGUUUGGGCCGCAGACGAUGGUGUAUUCGCAGUGGGUGCUGCGGCAUUAUUUUGGCUGGCGGGGGGCUGUGAGGGAGGCGGAGUGGUGUGCAGAGGUGGAGAGGAUGAGGGGAGAGGGGACAUGGUGUGGAAUUGGAUUGUUGAGGCUGACGGGUGAACUGCUGUGAUCGAUAAAGUACCGUCAGUACGUGAUGACGAGAGGUAUAACUUCAUAUUAGUGUAUACAAGAGGGGGUUGGCACAUAGCAGCGAGGCAACAGUCAUGAGCUUAAUCAUGAACAUAUGUAUAUAGAUAUGACAAAAUAUCUGUCGUGAGCC
Pseudovirgaria hyperparasitica is the source of this 1780-nucleotide messenger RNA. RefSeq lists its product as uncharacterized. Gene Ontology annotation, molecular function: zinc ion binding; DNA-binding transcription factor activity, RNA polymerase II-specific. NCBI's taxonomy places the organism in Eukaryota, Fungi, Ascomycota, Dothideomycetes, Acrospermales, Acrospermaceae. The record is from RefSeq and is a predicted model, not a curated record. The transcript is spliced from 2 exons. Bases 119 to 1630 code for a protein of 503 amino acids. Gene Ontology annotation, biological process: regulation of DNA-templated transcription.